AUGUUUGCAAGAUGUAGCAGAGCAGCUGUUUCUCAUUUCUGUCAUCAACUUAGAAACAGCAACAACAGUAAAGAUGCUGCUUUUCAUUUUAUUUCAAGCCAAAGCUAUGCCAAGGCUGCUGCUGCAGCUGUGGCUCCUUCAAAUCUUUCUUCACAAAAGGGUUUUCCAAGCAAUUCAGUGGUGAAUUUGGAUAAAAUGUUUCGGUCUAAGCCUACUUCUUUGGCUUUGGCUCCGGACUCUCCACUUAGAAUGGAAGAGCCCAAGUAUGAGGGAAUAAGGCGUUUUGUGCUCAAGUUGUUGCUGUUUUAUAGUAAACAAAGCAAGUCUAUUCGUGGGGCCAAUGUGGUGUACCAUCGAAUUGUUUCACAAGUAGAUAAACCUGCCAUUUAUGAAGUAUUCAACUUGGAGAAGACGUUUAAAAUGACUUUCUCAUUGCUUGUAUUACAUAUGUGGCUUUAUUUACGCCGCCUGAAACAAGAGGGCAAGGAAGGUGCGGAAUUCGGCCAAUACCUUUACGAGAUUUACAAUCAUGAUGUAGAGCUGAGAGUAUCUAAAGCAGGGGUUAACUUACUCUUGACUAAAUGGAUGAAAGAAUUGGAAAAAAUAUUCUAUGGAAAUAUUGUUGCAUAUGAUGCUGCCAUGCUUCCUGAGGCAAAACCAGAUGAGCUACCAAAGGUGAUAUGGAGGAAUGUCUUUUCUGAUGAUGGCACAGUGGAGCCAGCUGAUACUGCAUCACAAGCAGUUCAGGCAUAUGUACCAGAUCAAUUGUCUUGGCUUAGAUUGUCAAUCACCAUGGAAAUGAAGCAUGGUGAAGUUUUCUUGGGUUAUCCAAGGAACUGUUCUGUCUUUCAAUUGGAUCGUGCUUUGUCCAGCUGCUCUGGCAUCAUGGCAAUGGCUAGAUAUGUGCGUCGCGAACAUUCGAAAUUAUCUGCUGCUUAUUAUACCGAUUUGACAGUCAUGGAACUGUAUGGCAGAUAA
Molecule: messenger RNA, 978 nt
Organism: Dovyalis caffra
Lineage: Eukaryota; Viridiplantae; Streptophyta; Magnoliopsida; Malpighiales; Salicaceae
Source: the annotation of a GenBank genome assembly